Messenger RNA from Cuscuta europaea, 2978 nucleotides. The record is from the annotation of a GenBank genome assembly. NCBI's taxonomy places the organism in Eukaryota, Viridiplantae, Streptophyta, Magnoliopsida, Solanales, Convolvulaceae.
GAAAACCCGGGGGCUCCCAGAAUAUAGCCGUUGGAAAUAUAGUCGUUGGAAUAUGUAACGUCAGGAUAUAGCCGUUGGGGGGGUGCCACGUGGUGCGUGCCCGUUGGCUGCCCGUGGGCGGGCGUCACCGAUUGGGUGAAAACUCGGUCGGUAAUGAUGGCGAUCCAACCGGAGGCCCGGUUUCCAGGCCCAAGCCCGGAUCCCAGCGCCUAUAAAUACCCCAAGGCCAGAGCCAUUCUCCGUUGUGCGAUCUCAGUGUAGCGAAGCUCUGGCAAAAAUUUUCUAGAGAGAGAAACUCGCCCUCGGUUGAAUCCUCUGUUCUCAAGGUCAGUUCCCCCCUGCCCUUCUCCUUCUAGUUAGCUGUCUUGUGCCCUUAGGCUAGGAGAUAGAGUUUUUAGAAAACACUAGCGUCUACGAGCCUUCGAACCAGAGCGAGAAUGUCGUCCCAGAGUGAUUCUCAAGAUAUCUCGGGGGCGCCCUCGAUGGAGGAUGAAGUCCUCUCGGAUGCGGAGUCCUCAAACGAACAGUCCUCGACCCAGGAGGAUGUUGCGAUGGCAGUAGAAGUGCAGAAGGAGCUGUUGGCUGAAGUUGAAGCCGAGGGCUUCGAGCAGGAGGUGGAAGACGAAGAGCUGGCUCUCGCCAUGCAGGUUGUAGAGGAGGAGGAAGCAAAGGAGAGGACGAGGGUGACUGUGGCCGUCCUUCCCCCUCGGGGUGCCGGUGAGGCCAGCACCUCUCGGCCGCUGAACGCGGUUCCCAUCCGGGUGGCCCCCGGAAAGAAGAAGGCCAAGGUAGCUGCUCCCAAGAAGAAGGGCAGCGUCGCAGAUCAAGGGAAGCCCCUCGAUAUGCCCGAGGGGUACUCCUACCUGAACACCGCCGUCUUGGAAAUAAGGUCGAAGGUUGAUGCGGCAGACAUCUACGUCACUCAGCUUCACGUGGGCCCCUCGGCCAUCGUGGUGACACCGGGUCCAGAUGACGUCCUCUCCCGGGCUCCCGAGGGCUGUAUCGCGGUGCACGUUCUCUCGGUGUCCAUGGGGCUCCGCUUCCCCCUGCACCCUUUCCUCCGGGAGUACCUCCGGUUCGUGGGUCUGGUCCCCUGCCAGCUGACCCCGAACAGCCAUUCCUACAUUACUGGCUUCCUCCAGCUCUGCAAGUCCCGGGGGGUGACGCCUAGCCUGGACCUCUUCUUCCAGAGCUUCAAUCUGUGCCGGGGGGGGCAUGCGAAUGCCGAGGGCUUCGCAAACUUGCAGCAGGUGGCAAUGUUCAAGCUCUUCACUGAGGCGCCCUCCUCGAACGAGGGGUGGAAGGACCGGUGGUGCUACGUGAAGCUGACCGAGAGCCCCUUCCCGAGGGAGUUGCGUGACCGUUUCAGGAGGCACGAGAAGAGGAGGAGCGCCGCCCUCGAGAAAGACGGCAGGAUUCUGGCCAUGAUCCCGGAGGGCCGGGACAAGAAUAUCACCAUUAAGGAGUGCACCAAAGAGGGAGAUCUCUACACCCUCGGGUUCCGGAGGUAUCGCUUCCUGGGGGAAACAGAUGAGAAGUUCCCGGUGUUUGAGGGAGCCUCCGGAGGUAGUGGCUGAGGGCACUCUCACCUUCAUAUCUUAACACAUAGUUCAUUUGCUUGUUUGUUUCUCUUUAUGCCAUCUGUUAGUGACCCCUCGAUUUUAACCCCACAUUGUUUUUGCAGGUGUCAAUAUGGAUCUCAAUGCCUUCGCCAACCUCAAAAAGCAGAAGGUGAAGGUCCCGGGCCAGAAGGAGCCCGUAAAGCAGAAGCCCCUCGGGGAGAUGAAGAAGGGCGGUGAGCCCUCGGGGGAGGCCGCAAAACGGAAGGCCGCCGGCAAGGCCCCAAUCCCCGAGGGGAAGAAGCAGAAAAAGGGGGACGCCGGGAAGAAGGCUCCCCUGGUGGUGGUGGUGGACGAGCAUUCCGCCUCCGAGCCCAGUGCUCCGACUGCUCCUUGCCCGCCCUCGGGUAAAGGUGGCGAGGUAAGCUUGCCUCGGGAGGAUAUACAGUUCUCCCUGCCGAAGGGGUCUGCCAUUACGCAUGGCACAGUGGACCCCCGGGAAUUUCUGGGCGGGGCUACACCCGCUCUGGACAGGCGGGCUCUCGGGAAGCUGGAUGAUGAAGCCCUCGAGUCCAAAAUCCUCCGGUCCUCUCUUACCGCUUGCAUAGCCCUCGGCGAACACGCCAGGAGGUUCGACGAGUGGCGCCUCCAGAGGGCGCAACAGGAGUCCCUCAAGAAGCUUAUUCAUGAUAAUGUCGAGGCCGUGAGGCAGAUGGCUCAACUGGAGAGGGACCUCCAGCCGGCGAGGGCGGAAGCAGAGAGAGCGGCCAGAGAGAGUGGAGAUGGAGAAGGCGGCUGCCGAGGCUGCGAAGAAGGCCCUUGAAGACGCCGAGGCCGCCAAAGCAGAGGCCGCCGCUGCUGCAGUUGCUGCCUUCAUGACCGAGGGCUGGAAGGCCGAAGGCCAUAAAGACUAGGUGGCCUCGGUCAUGGAGAGUUCUGCCGAGGGGUGGGUGAAGGGACCCGGGGCGAUGUGGCUAGCCCGAAAGGGUGAAGAUUACUACGCCGGGGGGAGUUCUUCACCCAGGCCCUAAUCUACAAGAGGCUCGCCCGGCACCUGAAGAUAGAGCCAACGGCCUUCGACCCGUCGGCAUACGGUCUCCCCCCCCCCUCCAGCCUGAUAUCAGAGUCCCCCUUCCCGAGGGCGUCGAGAGGCCGGAACUGGAAGAUUCAGAACUCCUGAAGGAGGCCGGGGGCGAUGAAGCAGAGGCUGAUGCGGAGGUCAUCUCGAAGCCUGCGGAAGAGGCUGCCCCCGGUGUUGACAAUAUGUGAUAUGUAAUUGUAGUGUUUUGAAUUCCUUUGUUUUUUGUUUGUAAUGAAUAUUCGUGUACUCUCGGCCUCGGCCAUAUUGUAACAUCUAUAUUUUGGCUCCUCCCUGAAUGCAUGAAUGUUUGCCUUCGGGCUUUUUGUAUAGUUCGUUUC